GUUCCGAUUCUUUUUUCCACCUCGUUUUUUUGCAAAGUCAAAUACAAAAACGCGUGGCCCCUGGCAACAGAACAGCCCGUUGAUCCUGUUUUCCACUCCAGUCAGACUGGAAUCCGAAUAACGACCUACCGGGGCGCCAACGAUUUACUUCUGUUAAUUUAACUACAGCCUGCCGACCAAAAUAAUUAAACAACACGUCGAUUCGUUAGUCGCGUCAAAAUCAUCAUUAACUCAUUUUUGGACAUCAAGCGCAUCGAGCCGGCGAACAAUAGAUAACAAGACACACAAUCGCAAAUCGCGCGCGCAAAAGCCACCGGCUAAAAUAUCCGCCCAACAUGGCUGAGUACUCAUCAAUGAAAGUUCCCGAGCUCAAGAAGAUGCUCGGCGAACGCGGCCUCCCGCAGUCUGGCAACAAACCGGACCUGAUUGCGCGCCUCAAGGAGGACGACGAGAAGAAGGAGCCUGCCGGCGCAAAGACGACAGACAGCAAGCCCGCCGCCGAGACCGAGGACGUCAUCAACUGGGACGACGAGGACGACACGGCCGCAGCAAAGCCACAACCCGCUGCUGCACCAGCGGCUGCGGAGCCGGCCAAGACUGCCGAGCCCGCCGCGAAACCGUCAGAGCCUGCACCCGCUGCGGACAAGUCAGCAGAUGCGCCCGCGUCAUCCACAAAGGAGGAAGCUUCCGCUGCCGCACCCGCAGAUGCUACCCCCGCCGCCAGUGCAGGAGACGAGGCCAAGGCGCCCGCAGAACCCACAGAGCCCGCCAAGCCGGCCCUGAGCCAAAACCUCCCAUCGACGUCGGUCGACGCCGAGGCAGCCAAGCGGGCGGCGCGUGCAAAGAGGUUCGGCAUUGAGGCGCCGACAGAGGACGAAGAGGCGCGCAGGAAGGCUGAGCGCGCAAAGAAGUUUGGUGUCGAGGACGCUACAAAGGCGCUCGACGCCAGCCGGUUGGACUCGGCGCUGCCGGACCGCCCGCUGAAGCGCGGGCGCGACAAGGGCGAACAGCAGCAGGAGGGUGGUGAGGGUAAGGGGAACGGCGCCAAGCGCCAGCAACAGCAGCAGGGCGGCGGCGACGGGCGAAGGAACAACAACAGGGACGGUGGCCGGCGCGACAGGAGGAGGGGACGCCCCAACGGCGGCGGCGGCGGUGGUGGUGGUGGCGCGAGGAACGGUGGCGGCGGCGGUGGUGGUUCCGGUAUUCUCAACGACCCGGAGCAGAAGCGCAAGGCCGAGGCGAGGGCCGCGAGGUUCGCUUCAUCAUGAUUGCCUAGGUCGUGCUUUGGUUUUAUAAGUGGCCAACCGUUGAAUCGGCUGUUUAACCAGCCAUCUCGACUUUUCUAUCACCACGGCUCGAUGAUCGUCAUUUAAUGUUGGCGAUGAUCAUCGAGCAUUCCCAUCGAGCAUUCCCCCCAUUUUUCCUCGUUUUCUUUUUCUUUCACGACUGUACAACAAUAAGAUGAUUUUUUUUGUUCCCUCUAGCGAAAGGUGAUAGGAACUUGUUAUAAAAAGAAUGGAUAGUCGGCGCAAAAAGAAUGAGUGGUUUGUUUUUGCGUGUGUUAUUCUGCGACAGUUUAUGAACGACAAAAGUAACAAAUCUCGACGCUCGUAAGCUAUUUAACCUACCAUAGUGCAGUAUUAUUGCAAGCAGC
Pyricularia oryzae 70-15 is the source of this 1654-nucleotide messenger RNA. RefSeq lists its product as uncharacterized. Gene Ontology annotation, cellular component: nucleus. The coding region runs from base 336 to 1268 and encodes 310 amino acids. The record is from RefSeq and is a predicted model, not a curated record. Lineage: Eukaryota; Fungi; Ascomycota; Sordariomycetes; Magnaporthales; Pyriculariaceae. Gene Ontology annotation, biological process: poly(A)+ mRNA export from nucleus. The transcript has 2 exons.